AUGUCCACAGAACUCCCGACGGAGUGUCCCCUUCCUCCACCUCCUACAGAAGUCCCGACGGAGUGUCCCCUUCCUCCACCUCCUACAGGAGUCCCGACGGUGUCCCCUUCCCCCAUGUCCACAGGAGAAGUCCCGACGGAGUGUCCUACAGGAAGUCCCGACGGUGUCCCCUUCCCCCAUGUAGUCCCGACGGAACCUCCUACAGGAGUCCCGACGGAGUGUCCCCUUUCCCUAUGUCCAAAGAAGUCCCGACGGAGUGUCCCCCUUCCCCAUGUCCAAAGGAGUCCCGACGGAGUGUCCCUUUUCCUCCACCUCCUACAAGAAGUCCCGACGGAGUGUCCCCCCUUCCCCCAUGUCCCAGAAAGUCCGACGGAGUGUCCCCCUUCCUCCACCUCCUACAGAGGUCCCGACGGAGUGUCCCCUUCCUCCAUGUCCACAGGAGAAGUCCCGACGGAGUGUCCCCCCUUCCCCCAUGUCCACAGAAGUCCCGACGGAGUGUCCCCUUCCUCCACCUCCUACAGAGGUCCCGACGGAGUGUCCCUUUCCUCCAUGUCCACAGGAGAAGUCCCGACGGAGUGUCCCCUUCCCCCACCUCCUACAGAGGUCCCGACGGAGUGUCCCCUUCCUCCAUGUCCACAGGAGAAGUCCCGACGGAGUGUCCCCCUUCCCCAUGUCCCAGAAGUCCCGACGUCCAGAGGUCCCGACGGAGUGUUCCUUUCCUCCAUGUCCACAGGAGAAGUCCCGACGGAAUGUCCCCUUCCUCCACCUCCUACAGAGGUCCCGACGGAGUGUCCCUUCCCCCACCUCCUACAGAAGUCCCGAAGGAGUGUCCCCUUCCUCCAUGUCCACAGGAGAAGUCCCGACGGAGUGUUCCCCCACGUCCACCUUUCGCACGAUCAUCUCACCCCGUCCGCCAAGAUAAUGGGGCGCGUCUCUCGCCCUCGACUCCUGGCCCACCUGUCGCCCUCCAUCUCCCGGCCACCCAGGGAUCGUCUUCCGAGGCGUGCAGAGUCCGUAGGCUUCCCCCGCCUGCCCCGUCACGUACGUCGCCGGGGCAUCCUCGGUUACAGAGGGACCUCGCACUCACGCACAGCGACGUAUAUAGCGCACUCACAUGGCUAG
Messenger RNA from Penaeus vannamei (Pacific white shrimp), 1122 nucleotides. The record is from RefSeq and is a predicted model, not a curated record. Lineage: Eukaryota; Metazoa; Arthropoda; Malacostraca; Decapoda; Penaeidae.